Trichechus manatus latirostris (Florida manatee) is the source of this 5132-nucleotide messenger RNA. RefSeq names its product small nuclear RNA activating complex polypeptide 4 (gene SNAPC4). Gene Ontology annotation, biological process: snRNA transcription by RNA polymerase II; snRNA transcription by RNA polymerase III. The record is from RefSeq and is a predicted model, not a curated record. Gene Ontology annotation, cellular component: snRNA-activating protein complex. NCBI's taxonomy places the organism in Eukaryota, Metazoa, Chordata, Mammalia, Sirenia, Trichechidae. The transcript has 26 exons. Gene Ontology annotation, molecular function: RNA polymerase II cis-regulatory region sequence-specific DNA binding; RNA polymerase III type 3 promoter sequence-specific DNA binding. Bases 147 to 5132 code for a protein of 1661 amino acids.
CCCCAGUGUACGUCUCCUGCCCCACGUGGCUCCAAUCCUUGCAGAGUGAGGAGCAGCCGUGUGGGGUGUGGGCUCCGACAGGGCUGGCUUGCUGGGUGUGCGGUCCCUCCGGGGGCCCAGGGAUUGUGCCGUUUCUCCCGUCGCAGAUGCCCGUGGAAGCAGGAGGGGCCAUGGACGCUGAUGCGGAGAGAGAGAAGAUCGCACAGGAGAUCCGGGAGCUGGAGAGGAUCCUGGACCCCAGCUCCUCGGGCCUCGGCGCGGAGCUCUCAGAGUCAAGCCUCCACUCGGAUUCUGACGCAGAUUCGCUGUGCAGCGAGGACUCCGAUGCCCCCGGCCCCCCGAUCUCGGAGGAAGAGAGGUGGGGUGAGGCCAGCAACGAGGAGGAGGACCCCAAGGACAGAAACCUCCCCGAGGACCCAGAGACCUGCCUGCAGCUGAACAUGGUCUACCAGGAAGUCGUGCAGGAGAAGAUCACAGAGGUCAACUUGCUGCUGGCCCAGAACCGCGAGCAGCAGGAGGAGAUCACGUGGGAUCUGGCUGGCUCCAAGGGCCCCAAGAUGAAGGGCAGGAAGAGCUUGCCCCCCCAAAUGUAUAUCGGGCACUUCAUGAAGCCCUACUUCAAGGACAAGGUCACCGGAGUGGGGCCCCCGGCCAAUGAGGACAUGCGGGAGAAGGCGGCCCAGGGCGUCAAGUCCUUUGAGGAGCUUCUGGUGACCAAGUGGAAGGGCUGGGAGAAGACCCUGCUCAGGAAGUCUGUGGUGAGCGACCGUCUGCAGCGCCUGCUCCAGCCCAAGUUACUGAAGCUUGAGUACUUGCAACAGAAGCAGAGCCGGGUCUCAAGCGAGACGGAGAGACAGCUCCUGGAGAAGCAGCUCCGAGACGCAGAGAAGGAGGUCGAGGACAUCCACCAGCUCCCGGAAGAGGCUCUUCUGGGGACCAGACUGGACAGCCACGACUGGGAGAAGAUCGCCAAUGUGAACUUUGAAGGUGGCCGCAGCGCUGAGGAGAUCCGGAAGUUCUGGCAGAACUGUGAGCACCCGAGCAUCAACAAGCAGGAGUGGAGUGAGGAUGAGGUGGAGCGGCUGAAGGCCGUCUCGGCACGGCAUGGCCACCUGGAGUGGCAGAAGAUAGCCGAGGAGCUGGGGACGCAGCGCAGCGCCUUCCAGUGCCUGCAGAAGUUCCAGCAGCACAACAAGGACCUGAAGCGCAAGGAGUGGACAGAGGAGGAGGACUGCAUGCUCACCCAGCUGGUGCAGGAGAUGCGCGUCGGCAGCCACAUCCCCUACCGCAGAAUCGUCUACUACAUGGAAGGACGAGACUCCAUGCAGCUCAUCUACCGCUGGACCAAGAGCCUGGACCCCAGCCUGAGGAAGGGCUGCUGGGCCCCUGAGGAGGACGCUAAGUUACUUCAGGCUGUUGCCAAACACGGAGCGCAGGACUGGUUUAAAAUUCGGGAGGAGGUGCCAGGCCGGAGUGACGCCCAGUGCCGAGACCGGUACCUCAGAAGAUUACAUUUCAGCCUAAAAAAGGGACGAUGGAGCCCCAGAGAAGAAGAAAAGUUAAUAGAAUUAAUAGAGAAACACGGGGCUGGUCACUGGGCAAAAAUCGCGGCAGAGCUGCCCCACCGGUCGGGUUCCCAGUGCCUGAGCAAGUGGAAGAUCAUGGUUGGGAAGAAGCAGAGUCGGCGGCGGAGGCGGCGGAGGCCCCGGCGGUGCGUCCAGUGGAGUUCUAGCAGCAGCAGUGAGGACAGCGGGGACAGCGGGGACAGCGGGGACAGCAGCAGCGCGGACUCAGAGACAGAGCUGGAGGAUGCUGCGGGGGCUGGGGGCGGAGGCGAGGCAUCACCGUCAGCCCCGUACGUGGUGCCAAGCGUGGACCUGUGGGUUCCUGCCAGGCAGGGCACCACAGAGCCGUGGAAAGGGGGCACAUGGGACUGGCCUGCACGGCCACCUGCCUCCCCCAGCACCCCCAAGGAGGCCAAGGCCACCCGUGGUGGCAGCGAGGAAGCAUCCGUCAUAACUUCGGCUUCCAGAGUGGAUGUGAGCCAGGCCGGUGAUCAGGAGCUGGAGGGCGAGGUAGGCGGCAGCCCCACCCACUCCCGAGUGCACACAGGCCGAUGUCCCAUGCUGGACAGUCUAGGGCAGAGUGUGGACAGCUGGCAAAGCCUCCUCCCACUAGGCGCCAUCCUGUGCCCCCUCCAGCUGACGGCAGGAGAAGCGUGCCCGGGCUACAGCCCUCUGUCAUGGCGGGCGGCGUCCAUCUCUCCGUCCCUCUUGGCAAGCCACGUGGCAGGGCCCAGAGCACUUAAACUGGGAGCCACCCGCACUGCUCACCCCCAGGCUGGGGGCGUGCUGCAGGGCAUCCUGCUCGGGCCGGGCUCGGGUAGCGGGGUACACCUGCAGAAAGUGCCCCUGGAGACCGUGCUCCAGGUGCUCCAGGCCAACACGGCUGCCCGGGACCGGGAGCUGAAAGAGAAGCUGAGGCAGCCGCCCCGGCCCAGCCCGGACCCAGGGCCCAGCUCCACCCUGAAUGGGCCCAGCCAGGAGGGCAGCCCACCCGGGCCCUGUGGGCAGCGCCUGUGGCCCAGCUCCGCCCUGAAAGGGCAGCGGCGCCAGAGGCAGAGACGCGCCCUGCAGCGGAGGCUCCUCAACCGCCGGCUCCUGAUGGCCGUGAGCCCCUGGGUGGGCGACCUUGUCCUGCCCCGCACACAUGGCCCCCCGAGGCCCAAGGCAGCACAGACAAGAGCUGAUGGCAUCUGGAGGCAGCUGCAGAGCACCUGCCUGGCGAGCACGCCAGUGUUCACCCUGCUGAUCCAGCUCUUCCAGAUCGACGCCGACGGCUGCAUGGAGGUCAUCCGUGAGAGGAGGACCCCGCCACCCACCGCGCUGCACCGUCUGCAGCUCUGUGAGAGCCGUGCUGAGCCAGUCACCUCUGGCGGCCCAAUGACCCAGGUCACUGGGCUGAGGACCACGUCCAGCUCCCCAGACAGCCAGGCCCCCACCUUCCCCGCGCCCCUGAGUGCCCAGCACUGCCCAGGAGAAGCUGUGUCAGCUCGAGAAGCUGUAACACAGAGCGCCGGCCACAAAGGGAGCGGGGGACUUGGACCCCUCUGGCCCGAGUCUGCCCCACCACCAGUCCCUUCGCCAGCCCCCUCAGGCCCCCGGCCCAAGCCCAAGACUGUGUCAGAACUGCUUCGGGAGAAGAGGCUGCAGGAGGCCCGGGCCAGGAGGACCACCCUGGGUGCCAGGAUGCUCCCCGUCCAGCUGCUAGUCUCCUCACCUGGGGUCCCCCUUCCCACUCUGCACCCAGCCCCCCAAGGACCCCCAGCCACAGGACCGACCGUCUGCAACUUGGCACUUGCAGGACUUGGGGCCCCCACAGGGGCCAGCUCAGGCACUGCUGGCUCUUUGCAGGCGGCUCAGACCCCUGUCAAAGAAGAGAGACCCUGCGCCCUGCAAACCUCAGCCCUCACCCCCGCAGGGGCCAGGAGCUCAGCCCUCGAGACUUCCAGAAGCCCAGCACUGGGCCCCAUCCUCAGUCAGCAGGGUGGCCUGGGCCAGUCACAGACCCUCAGCGCAUCGCGGAAGCAGGGUUGGCCCGAGCUGCCACCCCUCCUCCCUGCAGCCCCCAGCCCUGCGCAGCUGCCUGCCUUCAGCCUGGUGCCGGCCCGUGUGACAGCCAGCACCACCCUGCCCGUCACCUGGGUGCUCACGGCCCCAGGGCUGCUGCCCGUGUCUGUGCCGGCCAUGGUGGGCCUCCCCCAACCUGCAGGGACCCCGGCCUCAGGGCUGUCAGUGACUCUGCUGCCCUCCCCGGCUGAGACUCCAGCUGGCCAGUGCGCCCAGGCCUCGCCCCCCGGAACACCCCCAGCACUCCACAGUCCUGCAGAGGUGGCUGGGGACUCAGUCUCUGCCUCAGGGGGGCCUUCUUCCCCGGGAGUGGCCCCGGGGGCCAGAGAGACUGCUGCGCCCCUUCCACCACCCAAAACGUCCUCCCAGCCCUUGCUUCUGUCCGGCCACCCUGAAAAGGAGCUGCCCCAGCCCAGCCACCCGCCUCCCCAUGGUUGUGCUGGCCCAGUGAGCAGUCCAGUGGGGACACCUGGGCUCCCCUCAGGGACAGGCUGCCCCCCAGCCUUGGAGAAGCCGCCCUCACCCCAGCUUGGUCCCAAGAAGGGCACCCUGGACACAAGCCUCCUCUCCCCCGAGGGCACAGCGGACACACACGCGUGGCUGAGGGGGCAGCAGGGGGUGUAUGUGCCACCUCUGGGGAGCAGACUGCCCUACCAGCCCCCUACUUUGUGCACCUUGAGGACCCUGUCCAGCCUCCUGCUCCAUAAGGAAGCCUUGGAGCGCAAGGCCACUGCCCUGGUGCCCGGCGGGGUGGCGGAGGGUGAGCGUGGGCCCCCGGCCGGAGCCCUUCAGGCGGCACUGGGGAUGGUGCAUUCGCGGCUCAGGGACAGCCCAGCCUACCUGUUGCUCAAGGCCCGCUUCCUAGCGGCCUUCUCCCUGCCCGCGCUCCUGGCCACGCUGCCCCCGCACGGCGUCCCCACCACCCUGUCAGCCACCGCUGGGCUGCUCCCCGAGAGUGAGGGCGAGGACCUGCGGGAACCCGAGCCCCCUGACGGGGAGGGGCUGCAGGGAGCUGCUGGGGGUGGAGGCUGCUGCUUCCAGGACCCCCAGUUCCGCGUGGGCCCAGCCAGCGGGGGCAUGGCCACACCUCUCAGCCAGGGCGGGGCUUGUGGCUCGGGCCCCCCUGCAGGCUCUGUCCAGCCUGGGCUGCUGGGAUGGGGCAGGCCCCUGUCCUCAGGAGGAGCCCAGGAUGUCCUGGGCUGUGCAGGACGAGAGAUGCCACCCCAAAGCCAAGCCCAGGUCAGGCCUCAGCCCCCAGCUGCCUGGACACCCCCAGCGACCUCCGUGCGCUCAGGACGCGGCAAGGCCGCAAGCGGAGGCGGUUGUCCUGAGCAGCCUUCGUCACCCCAGGGCCCAGACGGUCUCCCCAGCGUUGGCCUGGAGUCUGCCCCAGUGCCUGCCGACCGUGUGUCUGUGGGGUCUGCGGGUGUGCCUGUGGCCUUCUGGGGCCCCGACACCCGCCAUCAGGGUUUGCUUGUGUUCCAGGAGGACACACUGGCCUGA